GCCUACUGUCUCCUAUCUCUUGUAAAAUACCCGACGACCAAAUACCGUACAUUACAGAACAAUUGAUGAUGGGAAAGUAUCAUUUUCAAGUAAUAUGAGGUUUACAGACAGGUGUUCGACUCCAAUACACCUCCAAGUCACGAUGGCACGGUAACAUACUUCACUUUGAAGUCAAUGCCAUUUUUAUUCGCCAUGCUUGCGACAGUUGUUGUCAUCGUCAGACCCUGUUUAGCCCCUUGGUCCCCCACAUCGGAGGCUGGUUGUGUCAUCCACCCCUCGGAUGUUGAAAUCGGGAACGGCCCGUUAGCGAACGUCUACCAGAUCACCACCCAAGCUCGUCGGCAUCGAGAGCGGAUGAAGACCGCAAUGUGUCCAAACCUCUUCGGAUGGCAAAAGUCAAAAUGCAAGGAUAAAACUUUGCGGGAAGAACGAGAGGCCCUUGGUUUAAAAAGGUAGGUGGAAGCCAGCACGAUUCCUUUGAUGAGCUCACAGUGCAGCACCCUUGAUCGAGACCUGCCCGUCUUACACGUCUUACACCG
Molecule: messenger RNA, 539 nt
Organism: Colletotrichum acutatum
Lineage: Eukaryota; Fungi; Ascomycota; Sordariomycetes; Glomerellales; Glomerellaceae
Exons: 2
Coding region: 175-456 (93 amino acids)
Source: RefSeq, a predicted model, not a curated record